Messenger RNA from Peromyscus californicus insignis, 1685 nucleotides. Its product is annotated as mitochondrial import inner membrane translocase subunit Tim8 B-like. The transcript has 2 exons. The record is from RefSeq and is a predicted model, not a curated record. NCBI's taxonomy places the organism in Eukaryota, Metazoa, Chordata, Mammalia, Rodentia, Cricetidae. Bases 1 to 330 code for a protein of 109 amino acids.
AUGUCCGACUGGCUUUACAAUUUUUCAUGGAUUCAGUCGAUGUCUUCUAGCAGCACAAAAUCAGAACACCCUAUACCAACAAUAGCCAAGUUGGAUGAGGCAGACAAAGUGGAGUUUCAGUGCCUGCUGGCUGCUGAACAGCAGAAGGCUCAAUUCCCAACAGAGGUGCACCACGUCAUGGAGCCAUGUUGGGAUGAGUAUGUGGAAAACCUAGGGAACUGGCUAGACUCUUGUACUGAAAACUGCGUCACUAGCUGUGUGGACUGCUUCACUAACACUCUUGCCAUAACUGGUCAGUUUGCACAGAAUGUCCAGAAAGGAGGUCAGUAGGCUGGCCCUCAGGAGAAUGACAGAAGACACAGGACUUGUUAUUAAGCAGGGGGACUUCUAGUGGAGGAAAAGUUGUCUAGCUCAUGUCAGCUUAUGAGCAGUCAGUUGUCAGGUCUGUUGGUGCUGGAACCUAAACAACUCAAAUGUUUAAAAAAAAAGUUAAUCUCUGGAAUAUGACGUAAAAAAGGUGAGAGAAAGAGAAUGGAUAGGUUGGAGACAGCUGUGUUCUUAGAAUUGAAAAAGGCCAGCAGCCAGGAGGCUUGCGCUAGGUCAGGCUGAAGCUGGGAGCUGGAAUUAGCAGGAGAGUGCAAGGCACAAGGCCAUCCCUACAGAUCUGAGAGCAGAAUUCAAUUCGAUGGCAAGCCUUCCACCCAGACGGUAAGCUCAUGCCACACUAUACAUAACACAACCACCCAGGAAGAGGAAGAGAAUCUAGAAGCCAGUCAGGUCCAGGCACGUAGCUCAGUAUUAGAAAUAAAGGAAGAGGGGGAAGAAAAAGGGGGAGGAGAAAGGAGAGGAAGAGGAGGAGGUAGAUGAGGAGGGGGGAAGAGCACCACAGCUCAGCACUCAGUGACAGACUACUCCUUUCUGAAUCUGUGGUCCCGUGUGUCUCUGCAGUACUCCUAGUUCUGCCUGAGAAUGGGUUGUCAUCUCUUUUACCAAUGGGGUCUUUUCUCUCAAUGCCUGUGUGUCAACAGACUUAUCUGUUCCUUGACCUUUCAAGGCAAUAAUUACUGGAACUACAUCUUCCAGCAGGAAUCAAGUGUCUCUCCAUGUUUUAAGAUCAAAGUGCAGACCUCUGGCUCCUGUGUCUGCCUCCAGAGAGCACCAGUCUCUUCCAAUGCCAGCUUCCUGCAUGACUCCUGUUUCAUCCAAUUGUUUUCAUAGUGCUAAAGCCUUCUGAUUAAACUACACUGGGAAAUGCUCUGAAAACUGGAUGAUUUUUGUGCUUUCUCCUUGAUUCUUGUCAUUUAGGUUUCAAAAUCCCUUCUACUUUAUUUAACUGACAAUCUAAUUUCUUUAAGCUCUUUUUAUUCAAGGAUUAUCAGAAUGCUCAUAUUUAGUGGAUAAAAGUUUGGUGGAAAAUGGAAAAGUUAUACUAUCAAAGCCCCUCUCUGAAAGAAAGAAAUUAAUUGAUCCAUUUAACCAAGUGAUCAACGUUAGCCUUACUAGUGCAGGGAGAGAUGGAGAUAUAGGCCCUUUGUACCUCCUGAUGCCCUCCUUAAUGAGAUGAAUAAAAAACACUUUAUGACAGAGGUCCCCUGCCAAAAUGAUGUCAUCUGAAUGGUGAGGGAAUACGAAGCUCAGAGAGAAUUCUACAAAAUAACUGAUGCUUGUGUUUGCCAACAGAUGGU